AUAAUGAUUUAACCUAGCCCCUUUACCCCUGCUCGGCAAUCCCCGCAGUUUGAAACAUCUGUUGAUUACCUAAAUUUCGGGACCCCAGAUUUAUAUGCUCCACGCUACCGGAGUGGCGGGACAACUCUGUUUAAGCACAUCUUAAACGGAUGCAAUAAAAGGUUUUGUGUAACCGGGAUAUAACUGCUAACAUGACUCGCAAGUCUGUGCUUAUCACGGGUUGCAGUGAAGGCGGCAUCGGCGCCGCCUUAGCUUUAGAGUUCCAUGCUCAAGGGUGUCAGGUCUUUGCAACAGCCCGCGAUGUGAGUAAGAUGCAAUCACUAUCCGAACAAGGCAUCGAAACUCUGGCGCUCGAUGUUAACUCGGAUGCAUCUAUCGCUACUGCUUUCGCCAUCGUACAAAAAGCUACCGACAGCUCUCUCGAUUACCUUAUCAACAAUGCCGGUAUAAAUCAUGUGAUGCCUUUCACCGACGCCAAGGUUGACGAUCUCAGGCGCGUUGUCAACACCAACAUCGUAGGCGUAUUGGCCGUUACACAUACUUUCCUCCCGCUGCUUAUCCAAGCUCAAGGCACCGUAGCGACUGUUGGAAGUGUUAACGAGGUUUUCUGCCCACCGUACCAAGUUGCCUACAGCGCAUCUAAGGCGGCCGUGCACGCUAUUUCACGGACCCUUCGCGUCGAACUUGCCCCACUAGGCGUCAAAUUCGUAACGCUGAUGACAGGCAGCGUGAGGUCCAAGUUAUUUGAUAACGCCCCGACCAAGAUUCCUGAAGACAGCCUGUACCUCGCUGCGGCGGGCAAUGUAGAGAGCCGCGAGUUCGUCAAGAAGGCGCCGUGCACUGAGACCGAAGUGUUUGCAAAACAGGUAGUAAGCGAUUUACUGCGGCCGAACCCGAAGCUGAAUAUAUGGCACGGCGGCAUGUCGACAUUUGCUUGGAUCUUAACCUGGUUUGGAUGGGAGGGCAUAUUGGAUUCCACUUUGAUUAAGGGUAAUGGACUUGACAAGAUACAUCGAUGACGAUAUCGAUGAGUUACUUGGGUGUUAUAAGGUCGAAUAGAACUAUACCCAUGUCAAUAUUUAUCAUCUAUUCGGGGUCCUAAGACCAUGUGAUAUGAAGAGAACGAAUACUAGAAUCAAAGUAUCAUAAAUGAUCCCUUGCUGUCUAAACUGACAGAAAACAGGGGAUCUAAAAUCGUAUUAACC
Daldinia decipiens is the source of this 1205-nucleotide messenger RNA. RefSeq names its product putative short-chain dehydrogenase/reductase. Gene Ontology annotation, molecular function: acylglycerone-phosphate reductase (NADP+) activity; triacylglycerol lipase activity. The record is from RefSeq and is a predicted model, not a curated record. The coding region runs from base 192 to 1019 and encodes 275 amino acids. The transcript is spliced from 2 exons. Gene Ontology annotation, biological process: triglyceride catabolic process; phosphatidic acid biosynthetic process. NCBI's taxonomy places the organism in Eukaryota, Fungi, Ascomycota, Sordariomycetes, Xylariales, Hypoxylaceae. Gene Ontology annotation, cellular component: lipid droplet; endoplasmic reticulum.